UGCUUAACAUUUUGGUUCUUCUCGGUGUGUGUUUGUGAAAAGAUUAUAGUGCCAGCAUGAAUGAGGAGGAUGAUAGGGGCAGGAAGCGGAGACCACACAGCCCGGAGACAGUAACUAUAAAACAGGAAAGGAUAAGCCCCGUCAGGCAGCACCGCACCCGGCGAACUCCAAGCCCUCGAAGCAGCGAUGGGGGAUCCCCUCACCGGCACCAAGGGCGCAGGCGAAGCAGAUCACCUUCAAAGCGGAAAAACAAAUCAUCUGUCAAAAGAAGCAAAUCUCCCAAGAAAAAAAGGCACAGAAGUGAUAGUAGGAGUCCACCUCCAUUGGGGGUUAAAAUUAAGCAGGAGAAAAUAGAGCAUUCUCAAAGGCCAUAUAAGGAGAGACAGCGCACAGAGAGAGGGCAGGAGGAUCACAGAAGAAAUAGACACGGAGACCAAGCAGACCAGGAUCGAUACAACCACCCACGCGCCAGAGACAGAGAGCAAAAUCGAGAGGAACAUAAUUUGAGAGAGCAGAGAGAAGAAAGGGAAUUCUACAAUGAACGGAGAAGGGAAAGACGUCAGCAAAAUGAUCAAGCUGAGGAAGAACAAACUGAAGAUGUGGAUGAUUCCACUGACAAAGGAGAUGCAAACAAAGAAAAGCCCAAUUUUGAACUAUCUGGUGCCUUAUUGGAGGAUACAAAUACAUUUAGAGGAGUUGUAAUUAAGUACAGUGAGCCUCCAGAAGCACGUACCCCAAAGAAACGAUGGCGUUUGUACCCAUUUAAAAAUGACGAGGCCCUCCCUGUUAUGUAUAUUCAUAGACAAAGUGCCUAUCUACUGGGCAGGCAAAGGCGUAUUGCUGACAUUCCUAUAGAUCAUCCAUCUUGCUCCAAACAACAUGCUGUUCUGCAGUAUAGGAUGGUUCAGUUCACCAGAGCCAACGGCACAAGUGGUCGGCGAGUGAGACCUUACAUUAUCGAUCUUGGUUCUGGCAAUGGCACCUACCUAAAUAAUCAGCGCAUUGAACCACAAAGAUACUAUGAAUUAAAAGAAAAGGAUGUUCUAAAGUUUGGAUUUAGCAGCAGAGAGUAUGUUGUCUUGCAUGAAUCCUCAGACACAUCUGAAGUUGACAAAAAACAGGAUGAUGAUGAUGAUGAGGACGAGGAAGAUGAGGGGACAGACAGUUAGCAAAUGUAUAUAAAUGUAAUUUUGAUUUUGUUGGAUCUACUUUUAUUUUCAGUAAACAGAAUACUUAUUUACUAAAAUGCAGAACAGUGUUUGCUGUACCGCCAAUUCCUUAUGGAAAAGUUGUCAGGGAAAUUUGUCGCUGAAUACUCCUUUUUAGUUCUCUUCUACUAAUGGCUCAGUAGAUCUUGUAACAAAAGGAACUGAAACAAAUGUGUACAUAUAUGUCUUAGCUUUCUUACAGAGAGUGAAAAGUUACACACUGGUCACUGUUUUUUGUGCUAUAAUACAUGUAAUGAAAUUUA
Xenopus tropicalis (tropical clawed frog) is the source of this 1471-nucleotide messenger RNA. It is a transcript of the gene snip1, whose product is annotated as Smad nuclear interacting protein 1. Gene Ontology annotation, cellular component: nucleus. Gene Ontology annotation, biological process: regulation of gene expression. NCBI's taxonomy places the organism in Eukaryota, Metazoa, Chordata, Amphibia, Anura, Pipidae. The record is from RefSeq and is marked provisional.